Molecule: messenger RNA, 498 nt
Organism: Prunus avium (sweet cherry)
Lineage: Eukaryota; Viridiplantae; Streptophyta; Magnoliopsida; Rosales; Rosaceae
Source: RefSeq, a predicted model, not a curated record
AUGGUGGGAUGGAUAAAGCAAUUGGUAUAUUUUCAUCUUUUGUGCAGUGGUCAACAUGGGUUUGUGGUUGCAAUUACAGGCGUAGAAAACAUUGGGAAGGGGUUGAUUCACAAUGGGACAGGGUUUGUCACAUUCCUCGUGAAGUACCAGUGUGUUGUUUUCACACCAUUCAAAGGGGAGAUCUUAGAAGCUGUUGUUACUAUGGUGAACAAGAAAAUUUUGUCUUACCUUGUGAAUGUGAAUGGCGAAGCUGAGGAAUUGGAGAGUCCAGUAGAUGAGGGCGGCGGUGACCAUGAGGUCAGGGUAAAGGGUGCCGACGAUGAUCCGGCCGAGGGGGUACUAGCUCUCGGAGUCGAACCAGUUCCAGAAGUCGUAGAAGCCCUUCUCGGUCAAGUAAAGGGUAGUGCAGUAAUUGAAAUAGGGAUCGAACUCGUGGAUCAUGGACUCGUAGCGAAGGACGCUGAAGAGGCACAUAAUGAAGGCGAGGAUGUAGACUAA